UGGAGAAGGCGAUUGGGGUGACGCGAGGGGCGGAGUUUGUGGAAGAAGAUGGCGGCCGCCCGUGGGUUAUCGCUAAUGGCCGUGGCGCUGAGGGUGGUCACUCCCUGGGCAAGGGGCAGGCUCCUCGCGGCCUCUCGCGGACCUCAGGCUCGUCGGGAAGCGUCGUCCUCCAGCUCCGAGGCCGGAGAAGGACAGAUCCACCUGACCGACAGCUGCGUCCAGAGGCUUCUGGAAAUCACCGAAGGGUCAGAAUUCCUCAGGCUGGAGGUGGAGGGAGGCGGAUGCUCCGGAUUCCAAUACAAAUUUUCACUGGAUACAGUUAUCAAUCCCGACGACAGGGUAUUUGAACAGGGUGGGGCAAGAGUGGUGGUUGACUCUGAUAGCUUGGCCUUCGUGAAAGGGGCCCAGGUGGACUUCAGCCAAGAACUGAUCCGCAGCUCAUUUCAAGUAUUGAACAAUCCUCAAGCGCAGCAAGGCUGCUCCUGUGGCUCAUCCUUCUCUGUCAAACUUUGAUGCGACGGCAGGUGACCCAGAGAUUGCUUCCACAUGCACCAAUUUGAGGAGCCUGGCAGUAGUAGAAUUCUAGAGGUUUCCUUCCAAUCAUCCUUCUCUCAAUUGUUUUUUUCCCUUCAGUCUAGGAGUGUUGUGUUUGCCACUGUUAUUUUCAGAACGUGAAGCUUUUACUCUUGAUUUAAUUUCACUCACACAGUUCUGAGGCCAAGCGUCUAGAUGCGAUGAUCUAAGCUCUGCUAACUUGUUGAAACCCACCCUGUGUAAUCUGUAGAGCCUUCACAGUUCCAGAGUUUCGAGUUACUUCUCUGGCCUUCAGAGCUGUUUGUACAUAUGCGUAUAGCUAUGUAUAAAAGCUUUAUUUUGAA
Messenger RNA from Neofelis nebulosa (Clouded leopard), 878 nucleotides. It is a transcript of the gene ISCA2, whose product is annotated as iron-sulfur cluster assembly 2. The transcript is spliced from 4 exons. Gene Ontology annotation, molecular function: iron ion binding; 2 iron, 2 sulfur cluster binding; 4 iron, 4 sulfur cluster binding. The record is from RefSeq and is a predicted model, not a curated record. NCBI's taxonomy places the organism in Eukaryota, Metazoa, Chordata, Mammalia, Carnivora, Felidae. Gene Ontology annotation, cellular component: mitochondrion. Bases 49 to 513 code for a protein of 154 amino acids. Gene Ontology annotation, biological process: iron-sulfur cluster assembly.